AACACGCUGACUGGUUCAUUCAGCAGCCUAAUUAGGACAUACAUACCUCCUCAAAUAUAUCCUUCAGAGAAGGAUAAUUAGUAGGGUCAGGAAUUUCCUCCUGUUAAAUUAGGCUGAAGAUGUAUGUGCAUGUGUUUGACUGUCUUCAUCACACACCGCCAGUGACGCAUGCUUUCAGGGACCUUUAAUACCUGCAGACACUGUGGUAACCAUGUGUCCUGAGGCUGUGCUCAGAGAAGUUGUGAAAUAUGGUUGUUAAUAUGUUGGUAACAAUGAUACUGUCUGCGCUCCUGAUGCUGCGGGGUCUUGGAGAGUCUGAUGUACAUGUCUUUGGUAAAUCAGUCCGCAGCGGUAAAACCUUGCUCAGCAGCAAUGACGGCACAUAUUCUAUGAGGAAACAGCCACACCAAGAGACUAAAAAUGAAAUCCACAGGAGCUUAGAUCUCGAGAGCUUCAAUAUACACGUGGCUCCCACCACCAGCAAAUUCAGCCUCCCAACCAUCAUCAGGUUCUAUCCGCCCACUGUCAAACCCCUCCACCUGCACGCCAACAUGCCGUUGCGCUUUGGGAGACAGAGUGAUGAAAGGACACCAAACUCCUCUCCCAACCUGCCCCAGAGGUUUGGAAGAUCCUGGGAGGCGAUUCGAGUGUGUGCAGAGUGCCCGAGCGUCAGACGAGCACCGAACCAACUGCUGUCUCAAAGAUUUGAGAGGAAUAGUCCCUACUGGAAGCUUCUGAGGACUGUGGCCAGUGAACAGUUAUUAAACACUGGUUUGCACUGGGCUGAAAACUUUGAUUCAACAACUACCUCAGAUGAAGAAACAGAGCUGGAAGAAAAAAAGAGUAAAGAGUGAUUUUUGUCUAUAGGGCUCUGUAGGAUGUAAAUAUCAACAUUUAUUGAUUUUAUUGUAUAGACAAGUGCUUAAAGUGAAACAUUUGAGGAAAAUCUUGUAAGUCUCUUUAAAUAAAGUUACACAUAUUGUGAUGGAAAGCACUUUGAAUAAAUUUUCAUAUUUCAUACUGAGUCAGAGAAAUUUUUCUCUUACAUCUGUCUUGACUUUGCACAGUUGACCUAGCAACGGUCAUGAGCAAUGUUUAAACCUCAGCCCUGCAAUCAC
Oreochromis aureus is the source of this 1118-nucleotide messenger RNA. RefSeq names its product neuropeptide VF precursor (gene npvf). The transcript is spliced from 3 exons. Lineage: Eukaryota; Metazoa; Chordata; Actinopteri; Cichliformes; Cichlidae. Bases 249 to 854 code for a protein of 201 amino acids. Gene Ontology annotation, biological process: neuropeptide signaling pathway; negative regulation of gonadotropin secretion. The record is from RefSeq and is a predicted model, not a curated record. Gene Ontology annotation, molecular function: signaling receptor binding.